AUGCCUCUAACCACCCUAAAUCUUGAAAACUCGUCCAAUGACGCGUCUGUGAGACGUGCGUUGACCAGUCUCUCGGCCACUGUCUUCAAGAGCCGCCGCAUCGUUGUUGUCACUGGCGCCGGCAUCUCUUGCUCAUGUGGAAUUCCAGACUUUCGUUCCUCUGACGGACUCUACAACCUCGUGAAACAACAAUACCCAGACGUCGUGCUCAAAGGUCGCGACCUUUUCGACGCGUCACUCUUCAGGGACAAGACAUCUACCGCUGUAUUUUACACAUUCAUCUCUGGUCUCAAAGCCGCCAUCGACAAGGCUGAACCCUCGCCCACGCACCACUUCUUGACGACGCUCGAUAAAAAAGGCAAACUCCUCCGGUCUUACACGCAGAAUAUCGAUGGUCUCGAGGAACGUUCCGGACUCGUAGGCACAGGUUCUCCAUCGAGUGCUGAGGCUGGACCGUCAAAGGGCCCAAAACCAAAAAUUGGCAAAGACGUUAAGAACAUUCAAUUACACGGAGAUAUUCACCGUGUAAGGUGUACUGCCUGCAGUGCUUCAUACCCUUGCUCAGAAGAGCACAUGGAGGCCUUCCAAAAAGGCACCUCGCCCGAAUGUCCAGAAUGCAAACAACGAUGCGACGAUCGUGUAGCGCGUUCCGCCCGCCCUUUGCGAGUCGGUCAUCUUCGACCUGCCAUUGUUCUCUACGACGAAGCGCAUCCUCUUGGGGAUGACAUUGCAACAAUUCAGACUACCGACUUGGGCAAGCGACCGGACCUCUUGAUCAUUAUGGGCACCUCGCUCAAAGUUCACGGUCUAAAGAAGCUUGUCAAAGAGUUUGCCAAGACGGUCAAGCAAGGAAGUACCACAUCGACAGCGACUCCCAAAGUCAUCUUUGUCAACAAGACUGCGCCUGCGGCAGAGUGGUCGAACAUCAUCGAUACGCACGUCGAAGGUACCACGGACGAGUGGGUCGAGCGUGUUACAUCAGACUGGAAGCACUCACGGCCAGCCGAUUGGGAAUCGCAGCUGACGCUUCGCGAGAUCGUAACCGCCAAAGCCGACAAAGCCUCAUCCUCAAAGGUGGCCUCCGACAUCAAACUGGCGAAACCUAGAGCGAAAGUCACCAAGCGUGCAGGUUCCAAUGAGGAGAAUAUUGCGCCACCUCCCAAGGCUAGCAAAACUACAGUGCCCCCACCUCAGGAAACGACCGUUGAAAAGAAAACCGAGUCGUCAAAGAAGUCUACAAAGGUUGUCGACAAGCCCGCUGCGAUCAAAGAUGCGGUUUCGACUCGUAUUUUUGCCUCUGCCACGAGCGUCAAAAACAAGACCAAAAAACCGACAAAAUCUAGCACGUCGGCGGAAAAGGAGGAUGUCCUGCCUGCUUCGACGAAAGGAAAAGAAGUGGUCAAGCGCGCAUCGACGCCUCCGCCUCGUGCGUCCCGUCCAUCCGACCCACCGCUUUCCCCGAGCAAGCGGCAGAACGUUGAAUGCCAUUACAGUGCCUCUGACGAGGAACCGUCUCACCCACGAAAGCGACAGCGAAGCAUGGACGGCCUGGGCGAGAAUUCUCUGCGAAGCCUUUUUGAUCCAAACGAGCUUUCCGCCUGCUAG
Messenger RNA from Serendipita indica DSM 11827, 1605 nucleotides. The record is from the annotation of a GenBank genome assembly. Lineage: Eukaryota; Fungi; Basidiomycota; Agaricomycetes; Sebacinales; Serendipitaceae.